GGUGGCCGUUCGAAAGUAGUAGUUGUGUAGUUUUCGUUACGACAGCCGCUGGUCUCUUCUAAUAUCAUCACAAGAGAAAAUCUCAAAACGUGUCGGCUAAUAAUGUAACAUAUUACUGGACUUUAUUUCGAGUUUUUUUUUACCGCUCCAAGAAUCCGAGCACCCAUUAGAUUAACCACCUGGUAACAAUCUUAACCACCAUUUACACUAAGAUAUUUUCCAACGACAACAGUUAAAAAAAAAUAAAUAACACUAAUAAUAAUAAUAUUCAUCAAAAGACCUUCAAAAAGUGUCGUCACAUUUUUAACCUCCAUUAAUUGCAGUUUAAAAAAAAAAAAGUGUCAAGUGGUGGAAAAAUUAAAAAAAAAUAUUUAACAAAUAAAAAGUUUAAAUUUAUUUUGUUUUUUUUUGUAAAUCUUCGGAUAAUUAUUGUUAGUGAUUAAAGUGUCAGCUGUGGUGAAUAAAAAAAUAAAAAAAUAGUUUUUUUUUAACUCUUGCUGAAGAUUUAAGAAAAAAAUAUCUAAGAAACUUUUUAAGAAAUUAAUAAAAUUGUAAAAUAGAAAUGGCGGCGCUGGUGGCAGGUGUCCAGUAUGGUUUGUCAUCGCAAACCCAUUUUUAUGAAAAUAAGUCAUUGAUAUUCGUUAAAUUAACGGACUCAGCUCAUCGCGCAAUCGAGGAUUUUCUCAAAAAUCGGAAUAAGACAAGUAACCGGCCUACGAUCCAGUUCCUGGAAAACGAAGGACGUUUGUCGUUUCCAUCGCCCCAAGCUAACCAUGGAUCAGUUAACUUUACCUUUAGCUUAUCAGACGGGCAUGAUGUUGAAGGUCCUCAAGGUGCUUUUGAAUGUAUUCAGCAAACAAAUCCAAAUAAUUUGGAGAGUCUGGGAACCUUGCCAUAUAAAAUGCGUAUCCACGCGAAUGAAGAUGUCUAUGAAAAAACAAGGCAUAGAAUGGCUGUUUGUGCAGAGAAUAAUCAAAACAAGUGCACCAGAGUACUUUUAAAAGCAAAUGGACCAGACAUCGGACGAAAAGUAAAGGUGAAAUCAGCCGGGAAGACAGCAGCAGCGCCUUCUAACGCCAGGCAUACCAACAACCACCGUGAUACGAGCAUUCCAAAUUCGACUAGUAGACCUACCAUUAAAAAUUCCAUUGCUAACUCUCAAUCUUCCUCAGCGUUAUCUUCCCAACCCUCAGCAGCAUCUUCGUCGUUUCUGUCCUCAAACUCGUCAUCUAACAACUCCUUGAUGCCAUCUUUGUCCUCGUCCUCGGCAACCGCGGCGGCUCUGACUGCGAGAUUUCUCAAGUCGACGAGUACUCCAUCCGCUCGUUCCCAGCCGGACAAAAAAGCCUCUGAUCUCCUGAAGAGGCCUUUGAGGGAGAGACUCAUCCAUAUUCUUGCUCUGAGGCCGUACAAGAAGCCUGAGCUUUAUGAACGUCUUAAUAAAGAGGGUUUAAAGGAUCGUGAAAAAAAGGAGAUGGUGAAUUUAUUGCGCAUUCUAUCGACAGUGCGUAACAAUUCCUAUCAUUUGCACAGACAUGUCUGGAACGACGUACAAGAAGACUGGCCAUUUUACAGUGAGCAGGAUCGCGCUAUGUUGAAGAGGCGUAAGCCACAAAAUUUAACUCCACCUGGCUCUAGUGAUGGUGGAUCGAGUGGAAGUGGACAAUCACCAAAUUCAACCCAUCCGGGUUCACCACCAGCAAUAACAGCUCCACCACCAAAUUUUAUGAACUGCAAGCGCCCUGGAUAUUACCAAGGCAGCGACGGAAUUCAAACGAAGAAACCACGUAUAUCUCAUUACCGUAAGCCGGAGCCGCCGACUAGAACGCCAUCUUCAGCGAACAGUAAUAGCAGUUCCGGGAACAUUGUAAAUAAUAAUACCAGUGUCAGUGUCCACAGUGGUAAUAAUUUAUCGAGUAGCCACAAUAGUAAUAUUAAUAAUAAUAAUAACAAUAAUAAUAAUAAUAACGAUGUAAAUAAUUGGAAUGAACAGCGACAGCAAUCGAGUGACCGUGAUAUUAAUUAUCAUCGAUCUGAAAGAACAUCUAACAGUGAUGUGUUACGUGGUAAUAAUAAUAAUAAUAGUUAUCAAUUAAAUGUUAAUAAUAAUAAUAAUAGUAAAUCAUCUUUCACACCAAAUCGUGACCGUGAUGAGUUAAUUAGUAAUAGCAAUAGUAAUCGCACUGCCUCGUCUUCAGCAGCCGCUUCUUCUUUAUCAUCUUCUUCAGCAAUGAUGCUCUCGUCGGCCUCGACGUUCAAUGCUGCUAAAUACGACUCUAGAGGUCACUGUAAUAGCAGCCCUAGCGCAGGCGCCAAUAACGGUUCCAACGAGUUCAGUGCGCGGGAACGGGAACGAGAACGGGAGAGAGAGAGGGAGAGGAGAGAAAGAGACAGAGAAGAGGUGCGCAGAGAAAGGGAGAGGGAGAGGGAGAGGCUGGAAAGGCUCGAGAGGGUGGAGAAGCAAGAGAGGGAAAGGACUAGGGAAAUUAAUAGUGAUAAUAAUUGGAACGGCAAUGCUUCCAAGAACUUGGGUGGAACUGUUCCUGAGUAUAGAACUGCUGGAACUGGCGCUGUAGGUUAUGAGACUAAUGGAAAUAAUAAUGAUGAUAUUCCUGACUACCUCAUGCAAUAUAAACCAGUUACUAACAUAGAACAAAGAAGAAAAUACAAAGAUGAUUAUUCGCGUGAUCAACCAGAAUACACCGAACUGUGUGCGCACAAAUUGAAUAUAAAGAAGCAUUUCGAAAAAUUAAAAGAAUUAAGGGCCAUUGAAUCGGCUCGUGGUAACCGUGAAAAAGAGGAGGAAAUAAAUUCCCAGAUAAUAGCGGAUUACGAUAAAAUAAAGCACGAUAGAGUUGAAAUCGAAAAAGACCGACGCUAUAAUUAUUUGUUAGGUAAAUUGAAAUACAUAAGAGGAUUAAUAAACGAUUUUGAUCGUGGAUUUUCAAUGGAGGAGAGUGAAAAUUCAGAUGCAAUUGGUAGCAACAACAAUAGCAGUAAAACCGGUGUGAGUACUACCGACUUACGAUACUGACACAAGCUUAAAUGCCCGUCAAUUGUAAUUAAUGAUAAUUAUUACAAAAAAAAUUAUUUCUAUUACUAUU
Messenger RNA from Cotesia glomerata, 3104 nucleotides. It is a transcript of the gene Su(Tpl), whose product is annotated as RNA polymerase II elongation factor ELL. Gene Ontology annotation, cellular component: transcription elongation factor complex. The transcript is spliced from 9 exons. Gene Ontology annotation, molecular function: cis-regulatory region sequence-specific DNA binding. Bases 563 to 3034 code for a protein of 823 amino acids. NCBI's taxonomy places the organism in Eukaryota, Metazoa, Arthropoda, Insecta, Hymenoptera, Braconidae. The record is from RefSeq and is a predicted model, not a curated record. Gene Ontology annotation, biological process: positive regulation of transcription elongation by RNA polymerase II; snRNA transcription by RNA polymerase II; transcription elongation by RNA polymerase II.